AUGGCCCUACGGAUUCUACAGACGAAUCUCAACCACUGUGCUAGGGCUCAGGAUCUCUUGUUCCAGUCCCUGGCACAGUGGAUGAUAAAUGUCGCAGUAGUGGCAGAGCCGUACACGAUCCCUCCCCGUGACGAUUGGUUGGGAGACGACGACAAGAGCGUGGCACUAGUGACACGGGCGGCGGCGGGUGGUCCACCGCCGCCUUCCGGUGCCUUCAAAGGAAAGGGCUACGUGGGAGCGCUCUACGGGGGGAUUUGGUUCGUGGCGGUGUACUUUUCGCCAAACCGCUCCUUGGCUGACUUCGAGCAAUUCCUGUACGAGGUGGGGGCUCGGGUCGGCCAGCUUUCCCCGCGCCCGGUAAUUGUUGCCGGAGACUUCAAUGCCAAGUCCACGGCUUGGGGCUCUCCGGCCACAGAUGCGCGAGGCGCAACCCUGGAGGAGUGGGCGGUCGCGUCAGGGCUGGCAGUUAUUAACCAGGGCACGGCUAACACGUGCGUGCGACAACAGGGGGGCUCCAUCGUGGACAUAACUUUCGCGAGUGCUCCCCUGGCGCGCCGUGUUCAGGGGUGGGAAGUCUUGGUGGGGGUGGAAACCCUAUCGGAUCACCGGUACAUCAGGUUCGAUGUGACACCCUCCCAGACCCAGAACAACCCACAGCGUACUGGCCCAGCCGAGAGCGGCCCGAGAUGGGCAUUGACAAAACUCGACCGCGAGCUGCUAAAGGAGGCGGCCAUUGUGCAGGCUUGGCUGCCCACGCCGGAAGGAGCGUUGGAGGUGGAGGAGGAAGCCUCUUGGCUCCGGAGGCCAUGA
Molecule: messenger RNA, 810 nt
Organism: Leguminivora glycinivorella
Lineage: Eukaryota; Metazoa; Arthropoda; Insecta; Lepidoptera; Tortricidae
Exons: 1
Coding region: 1-810 (269 amino acids)
Molecular function (GO): catalytic activity
Source: RefSeq, a predicted model, not a curated record